AAAAUUGCUCUUGCAGAUUUUCCAGCUCAUAGUUGUGUGAUUACAUCAGCCUACAGUAAAUGGAAAAUCAAGACAAUGUGACUGAAUUCAUUCUUUUGGGUCUUACAAAGAACCCAGAGCUACAGAAAAUGUUCUCUGCUGUGUUUCUAAUCAUGUAUGUGGCCACUGUACUGGGAAACUUACUCAUUGUGGUAACUAUGACUGCAAGUCAGAGUCUGAGGUAACCUAUGUAUUUUUUCCUUACUUCUUUUUCACUCAUGGAUGCCACCUAUUCUUCUGUCAUAACCCCCAAGAUGAUUGUGGAUUCCUUCUCUGACAGUACUACCAUCUCCCUAGAAGGCUGCAUGAUCCAGCUUUUUGCAGAACAUUUCUUUGGUGGGGUGUCAAUCAUCCUUCUCAUCAUGAUGGCCUAUGAUCGCUACGUGGCCAUCUGUAAGCCCCUGCACUACAUGACUAUCAUGAUUUCUCAGGUGUGCUGCCUGCUGCUGGGAGGGGCCUGGGUAGGCGGGUCCAUGCAUGCAACAGUACAGCUUCUCUUCAUGUACCAAAUACCCUUCUGUGGUCCCAAUGUCAUUGAUCACUUUAAGUGUGAUUUAUUUCCAUUUCUGACACUGGCCUGCAUGGAUACGUGCAUGCUGGGCCUCUUGGUCAUCCUCAACAGUGGGGUGGUGUGUGUGGCCAUCUUCCUUAUCCUCGUUGCCUCCUACGUGGUCAUUGUCUGCUCCCUAAAAUCUUGCAACUCUGAAGGGCGGCGCAAAGCCCUCUCCCUCUGUGGCUCCCACCUCACAGUGAUUGUCUUGUUCUUUGUGCCAUGCAUUUCCUUGUAUGUGAGACCUGUGGCCACUUAUCCCAUAGACAAAGCAAUGGCUCUGUCUUUUACCAUUGUUGCACCCAUGUUAAAUCCCUUGAUGUACACCCUGAGAAACGCAGAGGUGAAAAAUGCUAUGAAGAAACUCUGGAAGAGGCAACAAAUCCUGGAUUGUCACUAGCUUCCAUGCCAAGAACAAAUUUCUCCUAUAGGUACCGUGAGGUCUCAUCCUCCCCAUUCAAUCAAAUCUCUUGCAUGUACAAUACUAAGUGGCAUCUUUUAAGCAUACAAAUCUGCUCAAGACACUGCAGUACUCUGCCUAACCACAUUGCUGCCUACCUCUCCGGUACAUUUUGUACUUCAUCAUUUUCACAAGGCUCUAGCCCCCUUUGUCUUUUCUUCUUUUUUUUAACUGAUUUUUGGAGAAUUCGACAUUUUCCCAGUUCAUGGCUUUUGUUCUCACACUUCUGUCUGAUGGCAUCUCCUUCUCCAGAUGCUUCAUCUGCCUCAAUCAUAUAUAUAUAUAUAUAUAUAUAUAAUUUCAUUUUCAGAUGACCACCCACCUCCUCAAGAAGUCUUGUCUCUAGUAAUUUCAGUUAUUCUCUAGCUUUCCAUCCCAUUUAUAUCCUUAACGAUAAAUAAGCAGAAACUGUACUUAACUUUAUAAGUAAGUG
This is a messenger RNA of Loxodonta africana (African savanna elephant), 1482 nucleotides long. Its product is annotated as olfactory receptor 4C6-like. The record is from RefSeq and is a predicted model, not a curated record. Gene Ontology annotation, biological process: G protein-coupled receptor signaling pathway. Gene Ontology annotation, molecular function: olfactory receptor activity; G protein-coupled receptor activity. NCBI's taxonomy places the organism in Eukaryota, Metazoa, Chordata, Mammalia, Proboscidea, Elephantidae. Gene Ontology annotation, cellular component: plasma membrane. The transcript has a single exon. Bases 228 to 989 code for a protein of 253 amino acids.